ACUUCGUCUCUUUUGCUUUAGUUUUUACCAGAUUCGUGCAUCUAUGAAAAUUCCACCAAGAGUUCCCCACAGAGUAGAAGCUAGUUUGUUACAUGCAGCAGGUAUGACUUUAGCCUUUCCAGCUUCAGUUCAUGAUUCUCUGAUUUGCAGUAAAACAUUUCAAAUUCUAUAUAAAAAUGAGGAAGUUGUUUUAAAUGAUGUGAUGAUCUUCAAAGUUAAAAUGUUGUUGGAUGAAAAAAAGAUUGAAGAAACCCUUGAGGAAAUGAAUUUUCUGUUAUCCUUGGAUCUGCACUUCACAGAUGGAGAUUAUUCGGCAGAUGAUCUGAACACCUUGCAGCUAAUAAGCAGCCGAACACUGAAGCUACACUUCAGCCUCCAAAGAGGCCUCCAUCACCAUGUCAAUGUCAUGUUUGAUUACUUCCACCUUUCUGUUGUGUCUGUGACAGUCCAUGCUUCCUUGGUUGCACUACACCAGCCACUAAUAAGCUUUCCUCGCCCUGUGAAGACUACUUGGUUAAACAGAAAUGCACCAGCACAAAACAAAGAUUCUGUGAUUCCUACUCUUGAAAGUGUGGUCUUUGGUAUUAACUACACAAAACAGUUAUCACCAGACGGCUUCAGCUUCGUCAUUGCAGACUCCUUCCUGCGUCACGCCUACCGUUUCCAUUACACCCUCUGCGCCACCCUCCUGCUGGCCUUCAAGGGGCUGCACAGCUACUUCAUUACGGUAACGGAAGAGCUUCCCUCUUGUCAGAAACUAGAACUGGCCAAGGCCAACACGCAGGUCCUUUAUGAGCGCCUUCUCAGAAGAAAACAGCCACCAACCCAGAAAGACGCCUGUCUAGAGGAAAUGGAUGUGGAAGCGCGACUUACUGAAUUAUGUGAAGAAGUCAAGAAAAUAGAGAAUCCUGAUGAACUGGCAGAACUUAUAAAUAUGAAUCUCGCACAACUUUGCUCACUUCUAAUGGCUUUAUGGGGACAGUUUCUGGAAGUUAUAACACUACAUGAAGAGCUAAGACUAUUAUUAGCACAAGAGCACCAUACUUUGAGGGUGCGCAGAUUUUCUGAGGCAUUCUUUUGUUUUGAACAUCCAAGAGAAGCUGCCAUUGCAUACCAGGAACUUCAUGCUCAGAGUCACCUCCAGAUGUGCACCGCUCUCAAAAACACUUCCUUCUGCGGCUCUCUCCCACCUCUGCCCAUUGAGUGUAGUGAAUUAGAUGGAGAUCUCAAUUCAUUACCUGUGAUCUUUGAAGACAGGUAUUUAGAUGCAGUUACUGAAGACUUAGAUGCACCCUGGAUGGGAAUUCAGAGUCUUCAGAGAUCAGAGUCCAGUAGAAUGGAUAAAUGUGAGACUGAAGAAAGCUCUCUAGCUGGACUUUCCAGCCCAGAGUUGAAAGUCAGGCCUGCUGGGGCCUCCAGUUUUUGGUCUACAGAAGGUGAAAAGCAGCUAACAAAGUCUCUAAAAGGAAAGAAUGAAGAAUCAAAUAAAUCCAAGGUUAAGGUUACUAAGCUCAUGAAAACAAUGAAACCUGAAAACACAAAAAAGUUAAUAAAACAGAGCUCUAAGGAUUCUGUGGUUUUGGUAGGCUACAAAUGUUUGAAAAGUACAGCAUCAAAUGAUCUCUUUAAAAGCUUUGAAGGCAAUCCUUCACAUAGUCAGAAGGAAGGUCUGGACACCACAAUAUGUGGAUAUAAUUUUGACCUAAAGACCUACAUCAGACAGACAAGUCAAAAGGAAGCUAGCUAUUUGCCAGCUAAUACAGAGAGAACUGAACAAAAGUCUCCAGAUAUUGAAAAUAUGCAACCAGACCUGUUUGAUCCUUUGAACUCUGGCAGCCUAAAUCUUUGUGCAAAUUUGUCCAUUUCAGGUAAACUUGAUAUCUCCCAGGACGAUAGUGAAAUUGCACAAGUGGAACACAGUGUGGCAUCCAGAAGUUCAUCAGAUGAUUGCCAUGAUCAUCAAACUGCCCCCACUUCGGGAGUUAGGACAAUUGAAGUAAAGCCCUCUAAUAAAGACCCUUUCAGUGGAGAGAAAAUAACUGUUAAAAUAGGACCUUGGACAGCGCUUCGACAAGAUGAAAUAUUUGUGGAUAGUUUACAACUACCCAACUUUGAGUCCUUAGAAUCUAACGGUAAAUCUAAAUCUAUAGAACUAACACUUGAAAAGGAAGCUUUGCAGGAAGCAAAGUGUUCUGUUGGAGAACCUUUAGCUAAGCUAAGAAGUAAUCCACCUGCUUCUUCUACAAGAGAAUAUCAUGUUGUAGUGAGUGGAGACUCAAUUAAGUUACCAGAUAUUAGUGCCACAUGUGCCUCGUCUCGGUUCUCAGAUUCAGGUGUGGAAAGUGAACCAAGCUCUGUUGCAACACAUCCAAACCCUGACCUAGUCUUUGAAACUGUACAAGGGCAAGGUCUUUACAAUAACGAAAGGUUAUUUCCUCAGCUUUUGAUGAAGCCGGAUCAUAAUGUAAAGUUUUCAGUAGGCAGCCACUGUACUGAGAGCACAAGUGCUUUCAGUGAGAUCCAGUCAUCCUUAACGUCCAUAAACUCUCUGCCUUCUGAUGAUGAGCUGUCACCUGAUGAAAAUCCUAAGAAAUCUGCUGUACCUGAAUGCCACCUAAGCGAUAGCAGAACCGUGUUGAAUCUAGGAACAAUUGAUGUGCCAAAAUGUGACGAUAGGAAAAAGUCAAGUAUUAUCUUGCAACAGCAGAGUGUCGUGUUUUCAGGGCAUUUGGACAAUGAAAUGAUAGCAAUACAUUCCUUAAAUUCAAGCACUAAAGACCCUUUACAAUUUGUUUUUUCAGACGAAGGUACUUCCAGUGAUGUGAAAAGUAGUUGCAGCUCCAAACCUAACUUGGACACUGUGUGUAAAGACUCCCAGAGUCCUGAUAAAUCUAGUGACCCUGCAGGGACCGCAGUUCCGUUAAGUUCAGGACUGGUUUGUUCAGGCACCCCUUGUGUCGUUUCAGGUUCCAUUUCUACCAGGACAGACGUCAGUGAAGAUAGAACUGUGAAAACAAAAAAUAGCGAUGCGUUAAAUCUCAAACAAAUGUAUUCAGAAGGCCCUACAGUUAAAGAUGAAACUCACCUGGGUACAGGUGACCCUUUUUCAGUCAGUCCUGAUAUGGUAAAGCAAGGGCUUGUGGAAAAUUAUUUUGGCUGUCAAAGCAGUACAGAUAAUUCUGACACGUGUACUGUUAGCUACAGCAAUUCAGUUAGCCCUCCGAAGGAAACUUCUGAAAAAGAAAUUAGUCCUUUUCAGCAGGAACAGGGUAAAGAAGAGGAGGAAGAAGAGCAGGACCAGCGAAUGGUUCAAAAUGGGUAUUAUGAGGAGACAGAUGACUCAGCUGUGGAUGGAACAGCACAUGCUCACUGUACAGACCGAGGUGCCCUAGAAGAAGAAAGAUUUAUCAAAUCUGAAAACAUUAGCAGUGACUAUCUGAGGGAUGGUAUAACUAUGCCUACUGUCUGUACUUCCGGCUGUCUGUCCUUCCCAUCUGCACCACGAGAGUCUCCUUGUAGUGUUAAGUAUUCUUCUAAGAGUAAAUGUGAUGCCAUUACAAAGCAGCCAAGCAGCGCUUCUUACAACUUCACCUCUUCACUGUCCUGGUAUGAAAAUUCACCAAAACCUCAAAUACAAGCCUUCCUUCAGGCGAAAGAAGAAUUGAAACACCUUAAGCUCCCCGGGUUCAUGUACAGCGAUGUUCCUCUUCUGGCAUCCUCAGUACCCUAUUUUUGUGUGGAGGAGGAGGAGGAGGACCGUUCCGAAGACGGAGUCCAUCUCAUUGUCUGUGUGCACGGCCUGGACGGUAACAGUGCAGAUCUCCGGUUAGUAAAAACUUACAUUGAACUUGGACUGCCUGGGGAAAGAAUUGAUUUUCUUAUGUCUGAGAGAAAUCAGAAUGAUACUUUCGCUGAUUUUGAUAGCAUGACUGAUCGCCUUCUGGACGAGAUAAUACAAUAUAUUCAGAUAUAUAGUCUAACAGUCUCAAAAAUAAGCUUUAUUGGACAUUCGUUGGGCAAUUUAAUAAUCCGUUCAGUGCUUACAAGGCCACGGUUUAAAUAUUACCUUGACAAACUUCAUACCUUUCUAUCACUCUCUGGACCUCACCUUGGUACACUCUACAACAGCAGUGCUCUUGUUAAUACAGGUCUGUGGUUUAUGCAGAAAUGGAAAAAAUCAGGUUCUCUUUUGCAACUGACAUGUCGAGAUCAUUCAGACCCUCGCCAGACUUUCUUAUACAAGCUUAGUAAUAAAGCUGGGCUUCACUAUUUCAAAAAUGUUGUACUAGUGGGCUCUCUGCAGGACCGCUACGUUCCUUAUCAUUCUGCCCGCAUUGAAAUGUGCAAGACAGCUUUAAAGGACAAACAGUCAGGCAAUGGAAACAAAAGCAAAAUUAAACAAAUGGGACCUAAAUAAAGUUUUCAGUGUAAAAGCUUUUGCACAUCAAAGCAAAGGAAACCAUCAACAAAACAAAAAGACAACCUACUGAAUAGGAGAAAAUAUUUGCAAAUGAUACGACCAGUAAGCCAAAAUAUGUAAACAGUUCAUGCAGCUCAACAUCAAAAAAAACGAAGAAACAUUAUAAAAUGGGAGGAAGACCUAAAUAGACAUUUUUCCAAAGAAGAUAUACAGAGGCUAGCAGGCACAUGAAAAGCUGCUCAACAUCACUAAUCAUCAGGGAAAUGCAAAUCAAGAUCACAAUAACAAAUACUGGUGAGAAUGUGGAGAAAAGGGAACCCUCGUACAUUUGUAGUGGGAAUGUAAACUGGUGCAGCCAUUGUGGAAAACAGUAUGGAGUUUCAAAAAAUUUUUUAAAUUAUAGAACUACCAUAUGAUCCAACAAUUGCACUUCUGGGCAUAUAGCCAAAGAAAAUACUAAUUCCAAAACUUAUGUGCACUCCAGUAUUCAUAGCAGCAUUGUUUAUAGUAGCCAAGACAUCAGAGCAACCUGAGUGUCCACCAGCUGAUGAAUGGACAAAGAAGAUGUGUAUCCACAUAAUGGAAUACUGCUCAGCCAUAAAAGAGAAUGGAAUAUUGCCAUUUACAGCAACAUGGAUGGACCUGGAGGGCAUUAUGCUUAGUGAAAUAAGUCAGACAGAGAAAGACAAAUACUGUAUGAUAUCCCUUAUAGGUGGAAUCUAAAAA
Physeter macrocephalus (sperm whale) is the source of this 5146-nucleotide messenger RNA. It is a transcript of the gene FAM135A, whose product is annotated as family with sequence similarity 135 member A. Lineage: Eukaryota; Metazoa; Chordata; Mammalia; Artiodactyla; Physeteridae. The coding region runs from base 44 to 4417 and encodes 1457 amino acids. The transcript is spliced from 19 exons. The record is from RefSeq and is a predicted model, not a curated record.